GCUGGUGUAGGUGGGUGAAGAAGGAGCGGGGCCCUCGCCGCUCGCUCUCACUCCCUCGCGCGCUCUCGGGCAACAUGGCGGGUGUGGAGGAGGCCGCGGCCUCCGGGAGCCACCUGAAUGGUGACCUGGAUCCCGACGACCGGGAAGAAGGAGCUUCCUCGACAGCGGAGGAGGCGGCCAAGAAAAAAAGACGGAAGAAGAAGAAGAGUAAAGGAGCUGCUGCAGGGCAACAGGAACCUGACAAAGAACUAGGAACCACAGUGGACGAGGUAACAAGACAAUUGGAGGGACAAGCAUUGGAAGAGAAAGAAAAAGAUGAUGAUGAUGAAGAUGGAGAUGGUGAUGGAGAUGGAGCAACUGGAAAGAAGAAGAAAAAGAAGAAGAAGAAGAGAGGACCAAAAGUUCAAACAGACCCUCCCUCCGUUCCAAUAUGUGACCUAUAUCCUAAUGGUGUGUUUCCCAAAGGACAAGAGUGCGAAUAUCCACCCACACAAGAUGGGCGAACAGCUGCUUGGAGAACUACAAAUGAAGAAAAGAAAGCAUUAGACCAAGCCAGUGAAGAGAUUUGGAAUGAUUUUCGAGAAGCUGCAGAAGCACAUCGGCAAGUUAGAAAAUAUGUUAUGAGCUGGAUCAAGCCUGGGAUGACAAUGAUAGAAAUCUGUGAAAAAUUGGAAGACUGUUCUCGCAAGCUAAUAAAAGAAAAUGGAUUAAACGCAGGCUUGGCAUUUCCUACUGGGUGUUCUCUCAAUAAUUGUGCUGCACAUUAUACCCCUAAUGCUGGUGACACUACUGUAUUACAGUAUGAUGACAUCUGUAAGAUAGACUUUGGAACACAUAUAAGUGGUAGGAUUAUUGACUGUGCUUUUACUGUCACUUUUAAUCCCAAAUAUGAUAUGUUGUUAAAAGCUGUAAAAGAUGCCACUAAUACUGGAAUAAAGUGUGCUGGAAUUGAUGUUCGUCUAUGUGAUGUUGGUGAGGCCAUCCAAGAAGUUAUGGAAUCCUAUGAAGUAGAAAUAGAUGGGAAGACCUAUCAAGUGAAACCAAUCCGUAACCUAAAUGGACAUUCAAUUGGGCCUUAUAGAAUACAUGCUGGGAAAACCGUGCCCAUCGUGAAAGGAGGGGAGGCAACAAGAAUGGAGGAAGGAGAAGUGUAUGCCAUUGAAACCUUUGGUAGUACAGGAAAAGGUGUCGUUCAUGAUGAUAUGGAAUGUUCACAUUACAUGAAAAAUUUUGAUGUUGGACAUGUGCCAAUAAGGCUUCCAAGAACAAAACACCUGUUAAAUGUCAUCAAUGAAAACUUUGGCACCCUUGCCUUCUGUCGCAGAUGGCUCGAUCGCUUGGGAGAAAGUAAAUACUUAAUGGCUUUGAAGAAUCUGUGUGACUUGGGCAUUGUUGAUCCAUAUCCACCAUUAUGUGACAUUAAAGGAUCGUAUACAGCACAGUUUGAACAUACCAUACUAUUGCGUCCAACUUGUAAAGAAGUUGUCAGCAGAGGAGAUGACUAUUAAACUUAGUCCAAAUCCACCUCAACACCUUUGUUUUCUAAGCUUUGUUGGAGUACCUUAUACCAGAAUUAAUUCGCAACAUGUUAUCUGUUUUAACAGUGGACCUGUGUAAUACUUCUAUCCAUAUUUAAAGGAAUUUGAUCAAAGGCAAACAGUCUAAUGUAAUUAGCCAAGGAAAAGCUUUCAGGACUUUCAAAUGUUAACUGUUUCCCCUGUCUAGGAAAGCUCAAAUUAGUUAGAAAUGAUUUGUUUUAAACACCUACAACAUGCUUUUUGGAUAUUUAUAUUGCCAUAUUCUUACUUGAAUGCUUUGAAUGACUACAUCCAGUUUGCACCUCUGCCCUCUGGUAUUGCUUUUUAACCUUCCUGGAAUCCAUUUUCUAAAAAAUAAAGACAUUUUCAGAUCUGAGAGCUA
This is a messenger RNA of Dipodomys ordii (Ord's kangaroo rat), 1920 nucleotides long. It is a transcript of the gene Metap2, whose product is annotated as methionyl aminopeptidase 2. Gene Ontology annotation, biological process: proteolysis. Lineage: Eukaryota; Metazoa; Chordata; Mammalia; Rodentia; Heteromyidae. The transcript has 11 exons. The record is from RefSeq and is a predicted model, not a curated record. The coding region runs from base 75 to 1508 and encodes 477 amino acids. Gene Ontology annotation, molecular function: metalloaminopeptidase activity.